This is a messenger RNA of Neolamprologus brichardi, 1707 nucleotides long. The record is from RefSeq and is a predicted model, not a curated record. NCBI's taxonomy places the organism in Eukaryota, Metazoa, Chordata, Actinopteri, Cichliformes, Cichlidae.
AUGGCCUCAUCCUCAGGCCAGCCUGGUCAAGGAAAGAAGAUUGGACACAGAGGGGUGGACGCAUCAGGGGAGACUACUUAUAAGAAGACCACAUCAUCAGCCUUGAAAGGUGCCAUCCAGCUGGGCAUCGGUUACACAGUGGGUAACCUGAGCUCCAAGCCUGAAAGAGAUGUGUUAAUGCAGGACUUUUACGUGGUGGAGAGCAUCUUUUUCCCCAGUGAAGGGAGCAACCUUACUCCAGCCCAUCAUUUCCCGGAUUUCCGCUUUAAAACGUACGCUCCUGUGGCCUUCCGCUACUUCAGAGAACUGUUUGGCAUCAGGCCGGAUGACUACCUGUACUCCCUGUGCAACGAGCCUCUGAUCGAGCUAUCCAAUCCUGGAGCGAGUGGCUCAGUCUUCUACCUUACAAAGGACGAUGAGUUCAUCAUCAAGACUGUGAUGCACAAGGAGGCUGAAUUCUUACAGAAGCUGCUGCCUGGAUACUACAUGAACUUGAAUCAGAACCCUCGCACUUUGCUGCCCAAGUUUUUCGGCCUCUACUGUGUCCAGUCAGGUGGCAAGAACAUCCGUGUGGUUGUUAUGAACAAUGUCCUCCCCCGCGUGGUGCGCAUGCACCUCAAGUACGACCUGAAGGGAUCCACCUACAAGAGGCGAGCGUCCAAGAAGGAGAGGGAGAAGGCCAGGCCCACCUUCAAAGACCUGGACUUCAUGCAAGACUUGCAGGAUGGCCUGAUGAUGGACCAGGACACUUGCAAUGCCCUGACCAAGACCCUGCAGAGAGACUGCCUGGUGCUGGAAAGCUUUAAGAUCAUGGACUACAGCCUGCUGCUUGGGGUCCACAACAUCGACCAAGCGGAGAGGGAGAGGCAGAUGGAGGGCUCCCAGGGUGACAGCGAUGAGAAAAGGCCCGUGGCCCAGCAGAAGGCUCUGUACUCCACAGCCAUGGAGUCCAUCCAGGGGGGAGCUGCCUGCGGAGGGUCUAUUGACACAGACGACACGAUGGGCGGUAUCCCCGCCGUUAGCGGAAGAGGAGAAAGGCUUCUUCUCUUCAUCGGAAUCAUCGACAUCUUGCAGUCUUACAGGUUAAUCAAGAAGUUGGAACACACGUGGAAGGCUUUGGUUCAUGACGGGGACACUGUAUCGGUCCACCGGCCAGGAUUCUAUGCCGACAGAUUCUUGAAGUUCAUGAGCACCACAGUUUUCAAGAAGAGCUCCUCUUUGAAGUCCUCUCCGUCAAAGAAGGGUCGUGUGUCCUUGACGGUGCCCAAGUGUGGUGGUCCUGGUGCAGCUUGGUCAGCCAGCCAGCUGCCCUCUGAGAGAGACGAGAAUAUCUACGACCUGAGAGGAGCUCGCAGCUUCCCAACGCUGGAGGACGAGGGGAGACCAGAUCUUCUUCCAUGUACUCCUCCAUCAUUCGAGGAGGCCACUACAGCAUCAAUUGCCACUACGCUGUCCUCCACCACCUCUUUGUCCAUUCCUGAGAGAUCUCCCUCUGACACGGCCGAACACCCCCGCUACAGGAGGCACACCCAGUCGCUUAGCCAUGACGGGAGGACCCAGGAGGAGCUGCGUGUGCGUGAGGAGGAUCAGCAGACCAUCACAGUGGAGGUGGAGCUGAAGAGACACGACAGUGAGCCCACCAUCUCUGUUCCUCAGCCCUCCCCUGAAAUCAGGUACUCCAACAACACAAGGAUAAACACUAUGUAA